AUGACAUCCAACACAAUGAGCGAACAAACCCGCAUCCCCAAAUACAUGCAAGCACUCCAUCUCCCUUCUUCAUUCACCAACAAAGCCACACCUGGCGGUGCCUCAUCCCUUAAAUACGAAAAUGAGCGCCCAGUGCCCAAACCGGGUUCGAAUCAGUACAUGAUCAAAGUUCGUACAGCCUGCGUCUCGAUCGAUGAAUUGGAGCAGACUUGCACCACACCUUCGGGCCAAGAAGCCAACGUGAGAGAUAGUGCAAUGUUCCUCGAAAGACCGACCUCGGACGGCAUCGACAAGAUCCACGGCCUCAUCCCAGGCCGCGAAUUCUGCGGCGAAGUAAUUAGUACACCCCGGGAAGACUACGCAAGCUCCAAGGGGCCCUUAUUCAAGGUCGGCGACGAAGUAAUCGGUGUUUUGAGCAAUAUAGAAGGCCGCGAUGGCGCAGCAGCGGAUUACACGCUCGCUACGGAGAAUGAGUUGGCGUACAAACCGACUAAUCUGUCCGCGGCAGAGGCGGUUACGAUUCCGCACGCGGCGCUGAUUGCAUGGCAAGGUUUGUUUGGAUAUGCGACGCUGGAUCCGGAUGAUGGGCCUUGUAAUAAGCCUGCUGAUGGACCGUUGAGGGUUCUUGUGACGAAUGCUGCGCAGUCGGAUGUGGGGAGGUAUGUGACGUUGUUGCUGAAAUGUCAGGCGUUGUUUCCGCAUCAUGUUAUGGGUCUUAUGGGUGGUGCGAGUAUGGGAGAAAUGCAGAGAGCUGUUUGGGUUGUUGCUACGGGUGCGAAGCAUGAGCAUGAAUACCUCCUCAAAGAGUUGGGUGCGGAUGAGGUUACGGCUUCGACGGAUAUAGCGUCUGCGUUUCGGGAAAACAGUUGGAAACCAGUUGAUAUUGUCUUUGAUUGCACAGGUGCUGGAGGCGCUUUGUUUCGAGAAGCUCAUUCACCUGUUGUGGUUAAGGAUCAUGGGCAUAUCUUGACGCCUCGACGGCCUCAGUCUGGACACCCCGAGAAACCAUCCGAGAGGGAUGAACGCACCGAAAUAAUGACGAGGAACUUGACCAGUGAGGUUAUUGAUGUCAGGCCUAAUGCGCAGCAACUCGCCAAGAUUGUACAAUUGGUUGAAAAGGGGGUGUUGAAGCCUGAUGUGUCUUAUCAAGUGGAGGAUAUAUUGCAUGGACAGCAGGCACUGGUUUAUGCUGAGAAGGCUGGAGAGCAAAAGGUUGUGUUACGAAUUGAUCCGGUUGGCAGUCAAUUUUAA
Talaromyces amestolkiae is the source of this 1251-nucleotide messenger RNA. RefSeq lists its product as uncharacterized. The transcript has a single exon. The record is from RefSeq and is a predicted model, not a curated record. Gene Ontology annotation, molecular function: oxidoreductase activity. Lineage: Eukaryota; Fungi; Ascomycota; Eurotiomycetes; Eurotiales; Trichocomaceae. Bases 1 to 1251 code for a protein of 416 amino acids.